AACUCCAGCAUGAGAUCUCUCUCGGCGUGGCUUGGACUUGCCUUGACGUCUCUGGUCGCCGCUGCACCUGCGGGAGAAUGCGCUCACAAGGUCAAGGAGAGCGUCUCUCCGCCUCGAGGUUGGAUCAAGGGUAGCCCUGCACCGACUGAUCAUGACAUCGAGCUUCGGAUUGCAUUGCCGCAGUCCAACUUCGCCGAAUUGGAGCAGCAUCUGUGGGAAAUCAGCGAUCCAUUCCAUCCACGCUACGGUGCGCAUUUAUCCAAGGAGGACGUCGAAGCGCUUGUUGCUCCACACGAUGACAGUGUACAGUUGGUCGAAGAAUGGCUUGCCUCUCAUGGACUUGCAGGAGAUGCCCUGUCUCGUUCUCCUGCAAAUGACUGGAUCACUGUCAAGGUUCCAGUCAGCCUGGCAGAGACCAUGCUGAAGACGGAGUACCACAUCUGGACUCACGCUGCAAGCGGAGACUCACUAGUCCGCACUACAUCGUACAGUCUUCCAGAGCACCUUGUUGAUCAUGUGGACCUCGUGCAACCCACGACAAUGUUUUCGCGAUUCAAGAGGAUGAGUACUACCUACAACUCUUUACAGAGACAGUCCUCGAUUAUGGCCACUGAUCCGGGAUACAUUCCUGAUCCCUCUGCAUAUGGAGGACAAGUGAACGCGAGCUGUAACGCCACCAUUACACCAACGUGCCUCAAGCAGCUGUAUAAUGCGGUGGCUUACGAACCAGCCGCCGCAGGAGUCAAUAAGGUCGCCGCCACCGGAUAUUUGGAUGAAUAUGCAAAUCAUGAGGAUCUACAAAUGUUCUACGCGGCACUUCUGCCUCAGGCAGUUGGCUCUACGUUUUCUGUGGUGUCCGUCAAUGGUGGUCUGAACAAUCAGACACCAGCAGAAGCAGGUGUCGAGGCAGACCUUGACGUCGAGUAUGCGUUCAGCCUUAGUUAUCCGACCCCCGCGACAUUUUAUACGACGGGUGGUAGCCCGCCCUUCAAGCCGGAUGAUCUUGAACCAACUGACUCAAACGAGCCGUAUAGCGAAUGGCUUAGCUACAUGCUCUCUAUAGAGGAUCCACCACAGACGAUUUCGACAAGCUAUGGUGAUGAUGAACAGACAGUUCCGUACAGCUACGCGAAGCGCGUCUGCGAGGACUUCGCUCAAUUGGGUGCGUCUCGAGGCGUCUCGAUUAUAUUUGCGUCUGGUGACGGUGGAGUGGGUGACGGAGAUCCCGACCCAGCAACGCAGGAGUGCUACAGCAAUGACGGACGCAAUGUGACAGAGUUCAUCCCUGGAUUUCCUGCAAGCUGUCCCUAUGUGACUGCAGUUGGCGCGUUACAGUAUGUUCCUGAGAUUGCAGCCAACUUUUCUGGCGGUGGAUUCAGCAACUAUUUCCCGCGUCCAUCCUACCAGAAUUCUGCUGUUGAAGCAUAUUUGAGCAAGUUGGCACCAGGUACCUAUGCGGGGCUGUAUAAUCCGAAUGGCCGUGCAAUCCCCGAUGUCGCAGCACAGGGAGUGAACUUCCAGAUAUUCUGGGAUGGGAGUCCGUACCUAGUUGCCGGAACGUCGGCAUCGACCCCGUCGUUCUCGGGCAUCGUGUCCCUUUUGAAUGAUGCACGCAUUGCCAAUAGCUUGUCCCCCCUGGGUUUCCUUAAUCCUCUGGUCUACGCGCUCGGCACCAUCUCCUCGCCUGCAUUCAAUGAUAUCACAGUGGGCAAUGCUCCUGGCUGCGGUACUCAGGGGUUCAAUGCGUCAGUGGGAUGGGAUCCUGUGACAGGAUGGGGAAGUCCGAAUUUCGGUGUUCUGAAGGAUAUUGUACUUGGCAAUACAUCAGCGCUAUGGAGCGCUUAGGCAGACCGAUGUGUAUUGUGGGUGCUUAGCAGAUACUCCCAUGACGAUACAAUCACUGCUACUCGU
Postia placenta MAD-698-R-SB12 is the source of this 1911-nucleotide messenger RNA. RefSeq lists its product as hypothetical. The transcript is spliced from 13 exons. Gene Ontology annotation, molecular function: serine-type endopeptidase activity; tripeptidyl-peptidase activity. The record is from RefSeq and is a predicted model, not a curated record. The coding region runs from base 10 to 1845 and encodes 611 amino acids. Lineage: Eukaryota; Fungi; Basidiomycota; Agaricomycetes; Polyporales; Adustoporiaceae. Gene Ontology annotation, biological process: proteolysis.